AUGACCCUGGAUGAAUUACAAGAAAGAGUGACUAAGUUCAUCAGAAUCGAGGAGAUGAGAGUCGUUCAAAAGCGACAACACGAGCAAAAUUCAACCUCAGGUCAAGAGAAGAAAGAGGGGAAGAGGACGUUCGUCCAAGACGAGUGCCAGAAAGGCCAAAAGUAUAGAGAUGGUCCGGAAGGGCCCAAAUUUGAAAGAUAUACCCCGUUGAACGCACCAAGGGCUACAAUUCUGGAAGAAGCUCUGAGUGCUGAUCUCCUUCCACCUUUGAGGCCUUCUAAAUCCUCAAGGAAAGCCGACGAAACUAAACAUUGUACCUAUCAUCUAAAUAUAGGACAUACCACUAAAGAUUGCACGGUGUUGAGGGAUAAGGUGGAGGAGUUGAUUUGGGCAGGGCAUCUAAGGAAGUUUGUGAAGAACGAACGAGUGGGGAGAAGCCCACCUAGGAGGGCUAGGACCGAACGAACCGAUCGGAGAGAUGAUAGACGCCCAGAUCAUAGGCAAAGCAGAAGCCGGAGUCGUGACCGACCACUACGCGGCAUAAUAAAUAUUAUAUCCAGAGGAUUUGCUGAAGGAGGCUCAUCAGCAUCGGCAAGAAAGAGGAGUCCGAGGGAGUUAAAAAGUGUUCAUCGGGUGGAUGUGAAGAAGCGCUCAAUGCCACCUAUCACAUUCACUGAUGAAGAUUUUCAUGCCCACGAUCCCGACCAGGAUGAUCCGAUGGUAAUAACUACUGUUAUCGCUCGGUAUAGCGUAGAAAAGGUGUUGAUAGACCAAAUAGUGGGAUUCACAGGAGAAAGAGUCGAUACUCGAGGAUACUUAGACUUGAGGACUCGACUUGGAACGGACAAAGAAGCGAAAGAACUCAGAACAAGAUUCCUGUUAGUAGAAGCUCAUACUCCAUAUAACGCUCUGCUGGGACGACUUUGUUUGAAUGCUUUCGGAGCUGUGGUCUCCACCCCACAUUUAGCCUUGAAAUUCCCGUCAGAUAAGGGUAUCAUAUGCACUGUACGGGCUGAUCAAUGGACAGCCCGAGAAUGCUAUAAUGCUAGCUUAAAAGUCACACCCUUCGUUCCCCCUCAAACGGACAGAGGAGCAGAAACAACUACUAGUUAA
This is a messenger RNA of Vigna umbellata (rice bean), 1113 nucleotides long. RefSeq lists its product as uncharacterized. Lineage: Eukaryota; Viridiplantae; Streptophyta; Magnoliopsida; Fabales; Fabaceae. The record is from RefSeq and is a predicted model, not a curated record.